AUGCGGAUCCACCUGUACUCUACCUUCGUGGGUCUGACGAAAGCCUUCGAGAUAGUGAAUCAUGAAGGACUGUGGAAAAACAUGCAUAAAUUCGGCUGUCUCAAGCGAUCUGCUCUGAUGAUGCGUCGACUCCACGAUGGCAUGAUGGCGCACGUCCCGGACAAUGGAACUGUCUCAGAGGCACUCGCAGUGACCGACGGAAUGAAGCAGGGCUGCGUCCUCGCGCCUACCCUCUUCAGUCUCAUGUUCUCUGCCAUGCUAAUGGACGCCUACCACAACGAACGCCCCGGGAUCCGCAUCGCCCACAGGACAGACGGCCAACUCACCAACCGCCCGCGGAUGUACUUCCUGUCACGUGUAUCCACAACUAUCGUCUAUGAACUUCUCUUCGCCGACGACUGCGCUCUCAACGCCACCUCUGAAGGGGACAUGCAAAGAUGCAUGGAUCUCUUCGCCGCCGCCUGCGACAACUUCGGCCUGAUAAUCAAUACGGAGAAGACGGUGGUCCUGCAUCAACCGCCAUCCGACGCUGCCUACAACGCACCCCCAAAUUAA
Molecule: messenger RNA, 555 nt
Organism: Spirometra erinaceieuropaei
Lineage: Eukaryota; Metazoa; Platyhelminthes; Cestoda; Diphyllobothriidea; Diphyllobothriidae
Source: the annotation of a GenBank genome assembly